AACUUCCAUUCCAUGAACUGCCGCUUUUCGAUAAUGUUUACAUUGCUGAAUCCCCCCGCGCUGCGUUAUUAAAAAGAGAGUAUUCAGUCCGCUGGUCGGUCCGACAUGAGGCGCACGCUUUAAUACCCCAUUUCAAUCCCCCUGGAGACGCCGUCAAACGAUGUUUCUUCUAAAGAAAUGCUCAAUAACAAAUUUGGGGUGUUGAGGUGUCAUAGACGUCGCAGCCUAAACUCGGCUGUUCUUCUAUGGAUGGAGAUCAUAUCUCAAAGGACGGACCCGAUCUCUUACGAUUGAGUACGUUAACGCCCCAUCAAGUCUCUUAUGAGAUAAGCGUGUGUCCUCUUCCACAAACGGCCACCUACCCUCAUGAGUCCGACUACUAUCGACGACAGAGAUAGCUCCGUGUCCCGUAUUGGCACCUGGGUAGAUGGUGGGACCCCACACGAAUACGAUAACACCGUGUCCAGCUCCAAGACCAAUGGGGACCAUCUUUCGGUCACUUUCACUGGAACUCAAAUCGCAGUUUAUGGAACGUACGACUAUAGCUCUUCUGGAGUUAUUACUUCUUACGCUAUUGACGGUGGUAAUGCAACACGAGUUACACAUACGUCUGGUGGCGGAGACACCUACAACGAAAUGUUUUGGGAGUCAGAUUCAUUGGCGCUCGAGCAGCACGAACUAGUCGUGACGAUGGUGCACGUCAAUACAGGCUACGGCGAUCUCGAAGGGACUGUGUGGUUCGACUAUUUCAAUGUCUACAAUGAAACGACUUCAUCAGCUUCCACAUUCACCGGUUCCGCAACAUCUUCAUCGUUACCUUCGAGUUCUACGGCAAAUUCCCCUGAUGCUGCCGCUUCCCUAGCUUCCUCUGAUUCUUCAUCAGCCAACAUUGGCGCCAUUGUCGGCGGUAUCGUUGGUGGUGUUUUUGUCUUUCUGGUCGUCGCCGUUGUAUUCGUCUGGUAUCGUUCUAGGCAAAAGCGACGGGAUGUGCAUACCCGCGCAAUCGGUGAUCCCCCACCACCAUUUCCGAGUUCUAAUGGUCCCAGACCUCCGCUUCUUACUUCUGGGUCCGCAGAACCCUUUAUACCGACGAGACAAAUACCGGUCUUCCCUGUUGUCGCGUACAGGGAUGGUGCCAGAGAUAGCGUGGAUACCUCCUCUUUCACAGAACCCAUCUUCGCUGGUCCGACUUCUAGCAUGUCUUCCAAGUUGUCACACCACCAGACAGUUUUGUCAUAUGUACCGGCGGCAACAGGGUCGUCGACAGCGCCGAUGUCAUCCUCGUCCGCUGGUCGGUUUGCCGGUGAUAGCGUAGCGGAGAUGAAGCAACGCCAAGGGGAGGCCGUGGCAGGAUAUUUCGAACCUAUCCAGCAUAUCGACAGUGGGGUUCGUACACGUCCGCAACCAGAAGAUGACUUGCCCCCAGUCUACAGUCCUAACUAGCCGCUUCAUCUACGCCUUUGCCUCUUCACGAACUAUUUUUGGCUCGGCGUUACAUAUCAGCGACACCUACGCCACCAUGUUGCUUUCUACUUUGUGUACAGCGCACUUGCGGCG
Molecule: messenger RNA, 1557 nt
Organism: Desarmillaria tabescens
Lineage: Eukaryota; Fungi; Basidiomycota; Agaricomycetes; Agaricales; Physalacriaceae
Exons: 5
Coding region: 367-1443 (358 amino acids)
Source: RefSeq, a predicted model, not a curated record